AUGGUGCGGUAUCUGCUGAACCACCAGAACACCGACGGUGGUUACGGGCUGCACAUCGAGGGCCACAGCACCAUGUUCGGGACAGCACUCAGCUACACCACCCUGCGGCUGCUGGGCGUCGAGCCCGACAUGAAGGAGAUGGCGCGCGCACGGGAAUGGAUUCACGCGCGCGGCGGCGCUACCCACAUCACGUCCUGGGGCAAGUUCUGGCUGGCGGUGCUGGGCGUGUACAGCUGGGAGGGCAUGAACCCGCUCACGCCGGAGACGUGGCUGCUGCCUUACAAGUGGUGGACGGGCCUGGGCUACGUGCACCCCGGGCGGUUCUGGUGCCACUGCCGCAUGGUAUACCUUCCCAUGAGCUACGCCUACAGCAAGAGGGCCACGGCCAAGGAGACGCCCCUCACGGCAGCCAUCAGGGCCGAGCUGUACCCCGUGCCCUACUCGUCCAUAGACUGGAAUGCGGCGCGCAGCCAGAUCGCAAAGGAGGACCUCUACUACCCCCACCCUCUGGUGCAGGUGAGGGGCGCACCCCUGCCUUCCACCAACAGGCGCGGGGUUCAACCCGGUUCGCCGCCGUCUCGGAGGGUGUAG
Molecule: messenger RNA, 591 nt
Organism: Monoraphidium neglectum
Lineage: Eukaryota; Viridiplantae; Chlorophyta; Chlorophyceae; Sphaeropleales; Selenastraceae
Product: cycloartenol synthase
Exons: 5
Coding region: 1-591 (196 amino acids)
Biological process (GO): triterpenoid biosynthetic process
Cellular component (GO): lipid droplet
Molecular function (GO): intramolecular transferase activity
Source: RefSeq, a predicted model, not a curated record